AUGGCGAAAGUAGACAUCAAAUACACAAAGUUGUUUAUCAACAAUGAAUGGGUCGACGCUGUAAGCAAGAAAACCUUCCCCACCAUCAACCCGCAGGAUGAGAGCGUCAUCAUCCAAGUAGCCGAAGGUGACAAGGCUGACGUAGAUUUAGCAGUGGAAGCUGCGAACAAAGCAUUCCACCGUUACUCAGAAUGGCGUACCAUGGAUGCCUCCCAAAGAGGACGUCUCCUUUGGAAACUGGCGGACAUGCUAGACAGGGACUACAAAUAUUUGGCAGAGUUAGAGACAUUGGAUUGCGGCAAACCAGUGAAACAGGCCGAAGGAGAAGUGACAUGGUCGGCUAACAUUACCAGAUACUACGCAGGGAAAGCCGACAAGAUUUUAGGAAACACUAUUCCUGCUGAUGGCGAGGUUCUCUCUUUCACAAUGAAGGAACCCGUAGGCGUGUGCGGUCAAAUUUUGCCAUGGAACUAUCCCAUUCCCAUGUUCAUAUGGAAGAUUGCUCCCGCUUUAGCAGCAGGCUGUACUGUAGUUGUGAAGCCAGCAGAACAAACACCUCUGACUGCACUAGCCAUAGCAGCUUUGAUUAAAGAAGCAGGCUUCCCACCCGGUGUAGUGAACGUGAUCCCUGGCUAUGGAGAAACCGCUGGGGCUGCAUUGACUCAUCACCCUCGCGUAGACAAAGUUGCUUUCACUGGAUCAACUGAGGUCGGCCGUAUAAUUAUGAACAGCGCUGCCGUUACGAACAUAAAACGCGUAACUCUUGAACUCGGUGGAAAGAGUCCCCUGGUUAUUUUCAAUGACGCUGACGUGGAUGAAGCAGCAGAGAUUGCCCACCGCGCAGCGUUUAGCAAUGGUGGCCAAUGUUGCGUCGCUGGUACGAGGACUUACGUACAGUCUGGCAUCUACGAUAAAUUCAUCGCUAAGGCGGCGGAAAUAGCAAAGAAAAGGACUGUUGGAAAUCCUUACACUAAUGUGCAGCAGGGACCACAGAUCGACUCAGAAAUGUUUAAAAAAGUGAUGGGAUACAUCGAAGUUGGCAAGAAGUCCGGCGCUCGCUGCAUCGCAGGUGGUAACCGCCAAGGCAAUGUGGGCUACUACAUUCAGCCCACAGUUUUCGCUGAUGUGAAAGAUGACAUGAAAAUCGCGAAGGAGGAGAUUUUCGGACCAGUGCAGAGCAUCCUGAAGUUUGAUACUUUCGAAGAAAUCGUUGACCGCGCUAACGACUCCAACUAUGGACUGGGAGCUGGUGUUAUCACAAAGGAUUUGACUACAGCCAUGUCCUUUGCUAAACAUGUACGCGCUGGCUCAAUGUGGAUCAACACCUACGAACACGUAGCACCCCAAACUCCAUUUGGCGGCUUCAGAGAGUCGGGCAUUGGCCCCCCCCCGCCCCCCCGCGCACCCCCCCCCCCCCCCCCCCCCCCCGUCACCAACAUCAUAGUCGAACCCCCUCACAAGGGAUCUCUCCCUGGACAGUGCCACAAGUGCCAAUUGUAUGGACACGCGGCACGCAACUGCUUCGCCAAGCCCAGGUGCGUCAAGUGCCUAGGCGAUCAUGGCACUCCCGAUUGUCCCAGACCAAGGGACAAAGCACUCCUCACCAAUUUCGGCCCCCCCGCCUGCGUACUCUGCCAGACAGAAGGACACACGGCCAACUACCUAGAUACGCCCGCGCUCACGCAUCUCGAGGCCUCCGUCUGUCAGCUGGCUUUAACCGGCCACUCUCCUAUCACCAUAGCAUCAGUUUACCUCCCUUGUAGACCAACCGCAUUAAUAUUGCAAUCAGAUUUUGAGGCCCUCUUCUCCAUAGGAGGAGCCACCAUCCUAGCUGGCGACUUCAACAGCAAGCACACCCGAUGGAACUCGACACGUACCAACAGUCGAGGCACCGCACUCGACUCGCUAUCCGACAGGCUCGACUUUGAAGUCGCUGCCCCCGUCGAACAUACGCGCUUUCCAUACGUAGAGGGACACACAUCGGAUGUGCUUGACAUUGCACUCGUCAAAAACAUCAGUCUCUCCUUAUGCGAACCGGAAGUGAUACACGAGCUUCACUCCGAUCACCGACCAGUUCUCCUCCGGCUAGGGCCUUCAGCAACAGCCGCUCCCUUAACCAAAACCGUCAUCAGCUGGCAUAAAAUCAGAUCUAAAUUUAACGAACCUAAUCCUCCACAACUAGAGUCAAUCCCUAGAGAAUUAAAUACCAAACAGGACACGGAAACCGCAAUUCGAGCCCUCACAAGCCACGUCAACACCGUCGUCGAGCAAUGCUCGAGACAGGUUCCAGCGAUGGAAGACCAUCGCUGGGCCCUGCCAGACGAUGUGCGAGACUUGCUGAGACGCAAGAAUGCGGCCACUCGAGCCUAUGAUAGAUAUCCCACCGACUCGAAUCGUAGACUGCUACGUAAAUUGCAGCGUGAGGUCAAAACACGCAUAGCAGACUCACGAAACGAACGAUGGGAUUCCACCCUAGCUUCAGUAAAACCAUCCCACGUAGCCUUCUGGAAACUUCCCAAAUCCCUCAAGGGUAACGGCAUAACAACCAUGCCGCCACUAGUCCGUCCGAUAGGCACACCAGCAAUGCUGGACGAAGAGAAGGCCGAAUGCCUGGCUGACAGACUAGAGUCUCAAUGCUCCCCCAGUCUGCUUCCGAUCGACCCCGAACACCUCCGCAAGGUGAACGAAGAGGUAGAAAGGAAAGCUCUAGAGCCACUCCGCGAUCCCGUUCCCCCGGUCACGUGCCUAGAACUAGUAGAGACCAUUAAAAAACUACGCCCCCGAAAAGCACCAGGCUCAGAUGGAAUCACCAAUAAGAGUGGAAGGAAGCCGAUGUCA
Iphiclides podalirius (scarce swallowtail) is the source of this 2838-nucleotide messenger RNA. The record is from the annotation of a GenBank genome assembly. NCBI's taxonomy places the organism in Eukaryota, Metazoa, Arthropoda, Insecta, Lepidoptera, Papilionidae.